AUGACUGUCCCUGCCCGAACCCGCCUCUCCUUCCAGUAUGAUGGAAAGCUCCUGCGCCUCGAGACGACGGUGCACUCGGUCCGGCCCUUUGCGGCGCUCGAGGAGGCCAACCAGGCCCUCUUUAAGCAGGCCAACGCCGACGAGGACCACGUCGUGGUGACCAAGGAGACUGUCUUCCACCCACAGGGCGGGGGGCAGCCGUCCGACGAGGGUACGUUGGCCGUCGUCGACCCAGGCGCCGAUGCCACGGCCCGCGCGGCGGCGGCGCCCAUCUUCCGCGUCCGGGCUGUGCGCAUGGACGCGGUCCACGACGGCCAGGUGCUUCAUCUAGGACGCUACGUGGGCGGCAGCGGCAGCAGCAUCGCCCCCGGCGCCGUCGUCGAGCAGGUCGUCGACGCCGACAAGCGGCUGCUGUACUCGCGGCUGCACACGGCCGGCCACGUGCUCGGGUCGGCGGUGCGCAGCCUGCUCGAGCAAGAGGUGCCGGGCUUCGACGAGCUCAAGGCGUCGCACUUCCCGGACAGCGCGGCGUGCGAGUUCCGCGGCAGCAUCGAGGGCCGGUGGAAGGAGCCCAUCCAGGCGCGCGUCGAUGAGUACCUGCGCCGCGCCAUGCCCGUCGAGAUUGACUUUUGGACCGAGGACGACUUCCGCCGCGAGGGCCUGGAGCGCCUGCUUCCGGACCGCGGCCUCUUGCCGCCGGGCGAGAAUCGCUUCCGAGUGGUGCGCAUCGUGGGCGCCGAGGUCUACCCCUGCGGCGGCACGCACGUCGACUCGACCGACCAGUGCGGGCCCACGACGGUGAGGAAGAUAUCGCGCGCCAAGGGCAUCAGCAGGGUCAGCUAUGCCGUCGCUGCCGCUGACGAUGGGCGCGGCCAGACGUGA
Molecule: messenger RNA, 882 nt
Organism: Purpureocillium takamizusanense
Lineage: Eukaryota; Fungi; Ascomycota; Sordariomycetes; Hypocreales; Ophiocordycipitaceae
Exons: 1
Coding region: 1-882 (293 amino acids)
Biological process (GO): alanyl-tRNA aminoacylation; regulation of translational fidelity
Molecular function (GO): Ser-tRNA(Ala) deacylase activity; ATP binding; alanine-tRNA ligase activity
Source: RefSeq, a predicted model, not a curated record